AAGAUUGUUCGCGCCAAAAAGAAUUAAAUCAUCCGAGAAACUUGUCGUUCACGCAUAUAAAUACCUUACUAAUUUAGUACCGCUACUAGAACAAACGCCUACUCGUACUAUCGUCAACUAUAUGCAAUGGAAUCUCAUCAGAGCUCUAUUACCUUACACCGAACGUACGGAAAAAAUUGCUGUCCAACUUGCCAAAGAGUUUAAGGGAGAAAAGGAGGAUAAUUUGAAGUGGAAGAGUUGUGUAAACAAAGCCAAUUUAAACUCGGCCAUCUCGCACGAAUACGCCAAAAGAUACGUCAAGCACGGAAAUAAAGAAGACGUAAGUCUGUGUUAGUUAAAAAAAAAACACAAAAGACGAAAUUAAUUGAAUUCGUUAUGUCAUAACUUUCAUAAAUAAAUUACGCAAAUCGUUUACUUUAGCUCAUUGAAAUAAUCACGAAUAUCGAAGAUGUUGUCCGUGAGCAAAUCUCAGCGUCUACUUGGAUGGACGAGGCUACGAAGAAGGCAUCUCUCGAAAAAUUGUCUUAUAUGAGAAUGCAAGUUCUCACGCCAGAUUGGUACAGCAACAAAGCUAUUGACAAAUAUUACAAUGGCUUAACUGUCACGUGGGACUAUCUCGGAAGUGUAAUAAAUAUAAUGAACUUUGAAAUUAAAACAAUGUUGAGCAAGCUGAGGAAGCCCGUCGACAAAAACGAGUGGUUUAUGGAACCGACGGUAGUGAACGCUUAUUACAAUCCAUCUGGCAAUGAAAUCGUUAUUACUGCAGCCAUAUCGCAAGAUCCUGUAUAUGAUAAAAAUCAUCCUGCGUAUAUGAACUAUGGAGGAAUAGGCGUUGUCAUUGGACACGAAAUUAAUCAUGGCUUCGAUAAUACCGGUCGUAAAUAUGACAAAAACGGCAAUGCCAUACAAUGGUGGACACAGUAUACUAUCGACAAAUACGAGCAAAAAACGCAAUGUUUUGUUGACCAGUACAACAGUUAUUUAGCGCCAGACUUGGAGGAAUCAAACAUUCAUGUGAAUGGACAAUUGACGCUAGGAGAGAACAUCGGCGAUUCCGCUGGCGUUGUGGCCGCGUAUUACGCAUAUCAGCACAAAAAAGCAAAACUGAACAAGUCUGAAAUACGACUGCAAGGACUCGAGGAGUUUAGCGACAAUCAGAUCUUCUUUAUGAACUUUGCGCAUGUGUUCUGUGAGAAUGUCACGCCGCAACAGACACAAGUGUUAUUGCUGGACGAGCAUCCUAGGCCGGAAAUAAGAAUACGAGGUAGCCUCUCGAAUUUCCCUGAAUUCUCUGCAACUUACAAUUGUCCGGCAGGAAAAGGAAUGAAUCCGGAUACGAAAUGUUCUCUUUGGUGA
Formica exsecta is the source of this 1356-nucleotide messenger RNA. RefSeq names its product endothelin-converting enzyme homolog. Bases 484 to 1356 code for a protein of 290 amino acids. Gene Ontology annotation, biological process: protein processing. The record is from RefSeq and is a predicted model, not a curated record. Gene Ontology annotation, cellular component: plasma membrane. The transcript has 10 exons. Lineage: Eukaryota; Metazoa; Arthropoda; Insecta; Hymenoptera; Formicidae. Gene Ontology annotation, molecular function: metalloendopeptidase activity.